Nylanderia fulva is the source of this 493-nucleotide messenger RNA. The record is from RefSeq and is a predicted model, not a curated record. Lineage: Eukaryota; Metazoa; Arthropoda; Insecta; Hymenoptera; Formicidae.
UUGUACGUAUUGCGUAGUGGCCGUAGUGCGUGUUCGCAGUGCGUAGAAUAUCUAGAAUCAGUAAUCAGUAAAGGAAACUCUAAUUUAUAAAGUGUGUCGCUGAUCAACCAUCUGUACCUGGAUAAACAUGUUGAAAAAUUGGAUAAAAAAUAAAAAAAAUAGGGGAGAGAGAUUACAAAAUGAAAAUGAUAAUGAAGAGAUAAUAGAGAUGUCUACUUCAGAGAGUGAAAUAGAAACUUAUAGAAGCCGAUCAACUAUAUCCAGUAAAGCUUCUUUUCUUUCUUGUGUAAAACGUUCUAAAGCAUCCUUAUGUUUUGGAAAUGUUUCUGAUAAUGAUAAUACAGAAUAUUCAAAAAAUUCAAAGAAAGAAUUUAAUACUAGCAAUAAAUCUGUAAAUAGUGUAAAUAGCAGUAUAAAUAGUAUAAAUAGUGUAAAUAGCAGUAUAAAUAGUAGCAAGCAAGAGAAAAAGUUAAAAAAACGGUUCUAUGUCUAA